This is a messenger RNA of Hymenoscyphus albidus, 2213 nucleotides long. Lineage: Eukaryota; Fungi; Ascomycota; Leotiomycetes; Helotiales; Helotiaceae. The record is from the annotation of a GenBank genome assembly.
CAAAGAUUAUGUAUGCUUCGAUAUGAGAUGAAAAUAGCUUCUGGAGCUCCAGAGAGCUCCUGUUCCUCAAGAUUUUAUUGCAACCAAGGUAAAGGGAUUUUCUGCAAACCUUCUGUCAUGAUCUAGAAGUGUCUGCUGUGAGCAAUUUUCAUCUCCCCCCGCAUCUGGGUGUGAUGCUAGUACCAUUUUCUCAUGUCAACCAACUGAUACGUCUUAGAAGUCAAUAAGAACGUAGAGUAAUUAAGUGGAAACCUCCACCACAUAUCCGUUCGAAAAUGGAGAUCACAGUACCUCCCAAUUUCAACUUGUCCCUCCUGGCCAGCACACUCCUCAUCCUCAUCGUGAUCUACAAAUACAUACUCACCCCCCUCUUCCUCUCCCCACUCUCGAGAAUCCCCUCCGCGCAUCCGUCAUGUCACAUAUUCCCAGUAUGGAUAAACUACAUUCGCUUCUUCAACAUCGAGAACGGGACUCUCUUCCGAUUACAUCAACAAAAGGGGCCGAUUUUACGAAUUGGUCCUAAUGAGCUGAGUAUCAAUUGUUAUGAGGGGGGGAUAAAGACGAUCUUUGGUGGUGGAUAUGAGAAGACUUCGUAUUAUCCGAGGAGGUUUGCGGCUUAUAAUGGGUUAGUUUUCAGUUCGCUUCCCUCCCCGUCCUCCCUCUUUCCCUAAUUUAAAAAAAAGCGAAGAAAGAAAAGGAAGAUAAUAAUUCCUCCCGGAAAUUCAUAGAACCAAAAAUAUGUUCACAACCCAAGAAACCCACCCCCACUCCAUCCGCAAAAGAAUGCUCUCAAACAUCUACUCCAAAUCACACAUCCUCACCUCCCCUACCAUCCAAACCAACACCCUCUCCAUCCUCCACACCCGCUUCCUCCCUCUUCUCCACCAAAGCGCCGAUACCCAAAUGCCCCUCGAGGUCUUGACGCUCAGCUACGCCUACGCCAUGGAUUUCUUCACGGCCUACCAAUUUGGCAGGAAACUGAGUAGUAAUUUCCUGCAAGAUGUCGAUACGCGGACAUGGUAUCUGGGGCAUUUUUUCGCUUCGCGUCCGUAUUUAUAUUGGAUUACCGAGCAACCACAACUCGCCGCCUUUCUCGGGAUCUUGGGCGUGAACCUAGUGCCGAGAGCGUGCAAGACUUCUAUUUCCGCGCUGGAAACCUGGAAUAUUUUGCGGUGUGAGGAGGUGGAGAGAUUACUUGCACAAGAGGAAGUCUUCGAGGCUGGGGAUACACCAAGUGUGUAUUCCCACCUUCGACGCGCAUUCCAAAAAGUUGAUCCUGAGAACGUGGUCGGACGAGAAGAAGAGAAACAGCAUCCUCAUGAUGCGAGGAAACUAGAUCUCGCAAGUGAAAUGUUCGAUCACCAAGCCGCUGCCAUCGAAACAGCCGGUAUCACAUUAGCAUACGUGUACUACGAGCUUUCCCAGCGUCCCGACCUGCAAGCCUCCCUCCGCGCCGAACUCCUCUCCUUAUCCCCUCCCCUCCUCUACCCCCACGACCUCACCAACCCUAUCUCUUCCCCACAUCCAAAAAGCGUCGAUGCCCUCCCCAUCCUGGACGCCAUACUGCAGGAGACGCUGAGGCGGUGGCCCGUCGUUGCGGGGGGUCAGCGAAGAGUCACGCCGAAGAUGGGUACACAUACACUUGCGGGAUAUACGGGGAUACCUGGAGGUGUAAAAGUCCAGUCCAGUGCUGGGGUUUUACAAAUGAAUCCCGCUGUGUUUCCUGAACCGGGUUCGUGGAGGCCGGAGAGGUGGAUGGGGGGUGAUGAGGCGCGGUUGGGGGAGAUGAAGAGGUGGUUUUGGGCGUGGAGUAGUGGGGGGAGGAUGUGUAUUGGGAGGCAUUUUGCUACGUUGUGUGAGUUGCUACUUAUAUCUUUCUCACGCCACCUUUCCGCUCUUCCCUGGUAUGAGAAGGACUGUGAAGCAAGAGUUUACCUACCUAUAAUUGAGAAGAAACGAGACUAAUAACUAGCACUUAGUAAUGAAACAUGCAAUCGCAGCUAUCUACACGAAUUACACGAGUUCUAUUAUCGAUGCGGAGGGCAUCGAACAAGGUGAGGGAUUUAGCGCGGGUCCGAAGGGGAACAAAGUUGUCUUGCAAUUUGUACAUGUUUGAUGUAGCAAUAUAUAGGUUGAGAACUUUAUAAGUACUGUAACAAGCUUGUCAGAAUUGGUCUAAUGUAAUUGGACUGUAAUAUAAAACGUAAAUAGAG